AGAAAGAGGAGAGCAGCAGAGUUCCUCCUUCUGCCUUUGCCUGAUGUGUCUUCAUGCUGAAAAUACAGGACAGCGAUUCAUAAACACUCCAGUGUGCUAUAUCUCUGUUCUGUUACUGAAACACUCUCAGGAAUCAUGAUUCGUUUUGGAGCUCUGAUCACUCUUCUGGCUUGUGUGAUGCUGUCAGAGGCUCAACAUCAGCCUGGCUACUGUGCUUUCUAUGAGGAGUGUGGUCGUAACCCAUCCCUGGGGGAAACCCUCAUCCCUCCUAUCGUCCCCUGUCUCAAUUAUGGCCCUGCCCGAGCUCUCACAGGAGAACACUACAAAAAGCUCCAAGAGGUGUGUCCCAUUUUGGAUCGAGGAGAGGGCAACACAUAUGCCUGCUGCUCCAUCAAACAGAUGACAUCUCUGCAGCGGAGUCUGACCAUGUCCCGGGCUGUGCUGAACCGCUGCCCCUCCUGCGCGGAGAACUUUGCCCAUCUCCACUGCAUCAACACCUGCAGCCCUAACCAGACGCAGACAGUUAAUGUAACAAAGGUCAUGAACAUCACUGAACUGGGCGUCACCAGGGAGGCCGUAGUCGGCUAUCAGGCAUAUGUCAGCACCACUUUUGCAGAAAACGCCUUCCAGUCUUGUAAAAAUGUCCGAAUUCCAGCCACAGGAGGCUUCGCCAUCGCCACCAUGUGUGGUCGGUUUGGUGCCAAGUUGUGCACUGCACAGCGCUGGUAUGAUUUCCAGGGCGAUUCCAGUAACGGCCUUGCUCCGCUUGACAUUGACUUCCGGAUGAUAAAACCAGGCGAUACCACAGGGCUGCCAAAAGGUGUGGUUCCGUACAAUGGACAAGCUCUGAAGUGUAACGAGAACACUCCAUCAGGUGGUCAGGCCUGUUCCUGUCAGGACUGCCAAGAAGCAUGCCCACUUGUGCCACCUCCUUUGCCACCCCCUCCACCUUUCCGGUUGUUUGGGAUAGACGGAUUCUUUGUGAUUUCUAUUAUCUUACUCUGCCUCCUGAUAUUUAGCUUCUUGCUCUUCCUCAUUGUCUCUUGCUUGAUACAGUCUCAAAAAGGAAAGAAUGAGGAAAAAGGAAAGAAAACUGGUAAAGGCAAAGACCAGAACAGUAAUCCUGUCACUCAGCGUGUUAUUCAUCCUUCAGAAGUGGCAUGUACUGAUAAGAUCAGCUUGGCUGCUCAAACUUUCCUGGGCUCACUGUUUCAGGCUUGGGGAACACUCAUGGCCUCUUAUCCUUCCUUGGUGCUGCUUGUGUCUGCUGCUGUGGUGGUUGCUUUCUCUGUUGGCCUGAAGUCCAUUGAACUCACCACUGAUCCAGUCGAGUUGUGGUCUGCUCCGAAAAGCCAGGCCCGCCAGGAGAAAGACUUCCAUGACAAGCACUUUACCCCCUUCUUCAGGACAAACCAGCUGAUCUUGACGGCACCAGACAGGAAAGGCCACAUUUACAACUCUUUGCUGUUUGGACUGCAGAACUUCAGUGGGAUUAUAUCUAAAGAUCUCAUCAUUGAGCUGCUGGAGCUUCAGAAAAAAAUACAGAAAAUUGAGUUCUGGUCAGAGGAUCUGAACCGCACAGCAAAUCUGAAGGAUAUAUGUUAUGCACCUCUGAACCCAUCCAAUCCUUCCCUGACUGAUUGUGCAGUAAACAGCUUGCCACAGUACUUCCAGAACAGCCUGGAAAAUAUUAACGCUAAAGUGAAUAUGACCGAGCUGGGAGAGACUAAAGAGGUGGACUGGAGAGACCACCUGAUCUACUGCCUCAACUCUCCUCUGUCCUUCAAAGAUAUCACUGAUUUAGGAAUGAGUUGCAUGGCUGAUUACGGAGGUCCAGUCUUCUCAUUUCUAGCUGUUGGGGGCUAUAAGGAUGAUGAGUAUACCAAUGCUGAAGCUCUCAUCAUGACCUUUUCACUUAACAACUAUGCUCGUGACAACCCCAAGUUCAAAGUGGCUUUGCAGUGGGAGAAAGAGUUUCUUAAAAUUGUCCAGGACUACCAGAAGAACCCAGCUACUAAUUUCACCUUUGCAUAUAUGGCAGAGAGAUCUCUAGAGGAUGAAAUUAACAGAACAACAGCAGAAGAUAUUCCCAUUUUCAUGAUAAGCUAUGCAGUAAUCUUUGUUUACAUCGCUGUGGCACUUGGGGAGUACUCUUCGUGGAGACGCAUACUGGUGGACUCCAAGUUUUUGGUGGGUCUCGGUGGGAUCCUCGUGGUUGGCUGUUCUGUUCUGGCUUCCAUGGGUUUCUACUCUUGGAUUGGCAUCCCCUCUUCGCUGAUCAUCUUGCAAGUUGUGCCCUUUUUGGUGCUAGCUGUUGGAGCUGACAACAUCUUCAUCUUUGUUUUGGAGUACCAGAGGGAUGUACGAAAACCUGGAGAGAAGCGAGAGGAGCAAAUUGGCCGGGUACUUGGUCAUGUAGCUCCCAGCAUGCUCCUGUGCAGUCUCUCUGAGUCAGUCUGCUUCUUUCUUGGGGCGCUGUCCACCAUGCCAGCAGUGAAAUCUUUUGCUCUGUAUGCUGCUUUGGCUGUGCUUAUGGAUUUUGUCCUUCAGAUGACAGCCUUUGUGGCAUUGCUGUCCCUGGACGCUCGGCGUCAAGACAGCAAUCGCUGUGAACUCCUCUGUUGUGUUAGUGUAUCAAAACAGCGUCCCAACAAACCAAACGAGGGCUUUCUGCUGCCCUUCAUGAGGAAAUACUAUGCUCCUGCCCUGCUGCAUGGCUUCACCAGGAUCAUAGUGAUGUUGGUUUUUAUCUUCAUGUUCUGUGCCUCCAUAUUCCUGAUGCUGAAUGUAAAGGUGGGCCUGGAUCAGGAGUUGGCUAUGCCAAAGGGUUCUUAUAUGCUGGACUAUUUCCAUUAUCUGUACAAAUACUUUGAGGUCGGGGUUCCUGUUUAUUUUGUAACAAAGAAGGGCUUCAACUUUGCCACUGUGGAAGGCAUGAAUGGAGUCUGCUCCAGCGUGGGCUGUGAUCAGUUCUCAAUGACCCAGAAAAUCCAGUAUGCCACUAACUACCCUGAUCGAUCAUAUUUGGCAAUUCCUGCUAACUCAUGGGUGGAUGAUUUCAUUGACUGGUUGAACCCUGGAUCUAGAUGUUGUCGCCUCUACAGCUUUGGACCAAAUGCUGGAAAGUUCUGCCCUGCAAACAUAAGUUCUCUACUGUGCCCAAAUAAGUGCUUGCCCCGCUCUGCAGAUGGUGUCAUUAGGCCCAGUGUGGAGCAGUUCAACCACUUCCUCCCUGACUUCCUGGGUAACAGACCUGACCUACAAUGUUCCAAAGGUGGCUUGGGGGCAUAUGACACGUCAGUGGUGAUAGAUGACAGUGGAGAAAUAAUAGCCUCUCGGUUCAUGGCUUACCAUGUACCUCUGACCAACUCUCAGGAGUUCACUGCGGCCCUGCUAAAAGCCAGAGAGCUGGCUGACCACAUCACAUUGGGCAUGAGGAACAUUACAGGCACUUCACCUGACUUUGAAGUAUUUCCAUACACGGUAACUUAUGUGUUUUAUGAGCAGUACCUAACUAUUGUAUCAGAGGGACUCUUCAACAUUGCCCUGUGUCUGCUGCCAACUUUUGUCGUGUGCUGCCUGCUGCUGGGUUUGGAUCUGCGCUCUGGCCUCCUCAACUUGCUCACCAUAAUCAUGAUUGUUGUAGAUACUGUUGGAGUCAUGACAUUAUGGAGCAUUGAUUACAAUGCAGUAGCUCUAAUCAAUCUGGUCACGGCAGUAGGUAUAUCUGUGGAGUUUGUGUCCCACAUGACGAGAUCCUUUGCACUCAGCAUUAAGCUCACACGUGUGGAAAGAGCAAAGGAGGCUACAGCCAAAAUGGGCAGUGCAGUGUUUGCUGGUGUUGCAAUGACCAAUUUGCCAGGCAUCCUUGUGCUGGCAUUUGCGAAAGCACAGCUCAUCCAGAUUUUCUUCUUCCGGUUAAAUCUUGUCAUUACACUUCUGGGAAUAGCUCAUGGACUAAUAUUCCUCCCCGUGCUGCUUAGUUAUUUUGGGCCCGGCGUUAAUAAAGCUGUGCUGCUGCAGCUUCAGGAGGCCAACAAAAACCCGGCGAUGAGGAACGGAACGAGAGAGGUGUAUGAUAAUAUUAGCUACGAAGAACAUGAAAUGCAACAGACAGCAGGUUCCAGCACAAAAAGAGCUCACUCUGAUGACAGCACAUCUUCACAAAGAAUGAAACAAGAUACUUUCAAAAGUACUGACAAGAAAGAAAAGAAAUGACAAUUUCUGAGCACCAACACUAAAAAUACCUGUUGAACUGUUUUCAGCUCUAAAGAGCUGAUACUUGUGUAACACAAGGAGCAAGGAUGGCCCCAGAAAACUGUACAAAGCAAACAUGGAGCCUAGUAUCUGGCUUCAUGUGGAAAUCAUUAACUUAACUAUUUACCUCAAUCAGAAAUGGAGUUGUGUGGCAGAUAGCAACAGAAAGUUGUGCAAUUUAUUUGGGGGGUAAUGCAGCAAGGUACUACUGCAAAGACAGUGAUUUUCUAUUUUUUACUGGAUGCAAUUAUUUGUAUGUUUUAUGUCAUAGUAGCACUACGGAGAGAGAAUUAAACACUCCAGCAUUUUAGGACCGUUUCUGCAACUACAGUUUUCUGUAAAGUGUGCAAUCAAUAAAAAAAUAAAUUAAAAAGAAGUGAAUUGUUUAUUUGUUAAUAUAUUGUAUUUAUUUUUCAGAACACCCUUUUAAAAAGUGUAUGAGUCUUAGAGUGCUCACAGCACUAGGAUUUAUCUCUUCAAGUUUAUGCUAUGUUGGAAAUAGUGUGUUUAAAGUCUAGGUUGGUUCAUCACUUACAAAAGUACUAAAACCACUGCUGAUUCAAAUAUAAAGGUUGUAUUUUUCUGUUGUAAUAAGAGUUUUAAAAAUUAUAUUAGAGGCAGGAUCCUUUUAUAAUGUGAUGAGCUCUUGAAGAAGCAAAAUUAAAAUCAGU
Molecule: messenger RNA, 4928 nt
Organism: Melanotaenia boesemani (Boeseman's rainbowfish)
Lineage: Eukaryota; Metazoa; Chordata; Actinopteri; Atheriniformes; Melanotaeniidae
Gene: npc1l1
Product: NPC1-like 1
Exons: 21
Coding region: 136-4218 (1360 amino acids)
Cellular component (GO): membrane
Molecular function (GO): lipid carrier activity
Source: RefSeq, a predicted model, not a curated record